This is a messenger RNA of Cynara cardunculus var. scolymus (artichoke), 1414 nucleotides long. RefSeq names its product fasciclin-like arabinogalactan protein 2. The record is from RefSeq and is a predicted model, not a curated record. Gene Ontology annotation, cellular component: plasma membrane. The transcript has a single exon. Lineage: Eukaryota; Viridiplantae; Streptophyta; Magnoliopsida; Asterales; Asteraceae. Bases 37 to 1236 code for a protein of 399 amino acids.
CCUUCCACCGCCUAAAACCGCCGCAUCUCCGGCGAAAUGAAGACGACGUCGGCGAUCCCUCUUUGUUUCCUCUUACUCAUAUUUCUCUCCACCACCACCAAUGCCCACAAUAUAACCCAUAUCCUCGCAAAAAACCCAGAAUUCUCAACCUUCAACCACUACCUCACCCUCACUCACCUCGCCGGAGAGAUCAACCGCCGCCAGACCAUCACCGUUUGCGCCGUCGACAAUGCCGCCAUGUCGGCGUUGAUCGCUAAAGGUCUCUCACUUGUGACGAUAAAGAAUGUUCUCUCCCUUCAUGUUUUUGCAGACUACUUUGGCUCCAAAAAGCUCCACGAAGUCACCAAAGGGUCCACCUCCACCGCCACAAUGUACCAAGCCACCGGAGAAGCCCCCGGAACCACCGGGUAUGUCCAUAUCACCGACGUUAAAGGUGGUAAAGUCCGAUUCACUCCCGAAGACAAUCCCACUCAAACUGACGUCGUUUACGUCAAAUCCAUCUUAGAAAUGCCUUACAACAUCUCCGUCAUCCAAAUUAGUGAAAUUCUACAGUCGCCGGAGGCGGAGGCGCCAACGUCGGCGCCGGAUCUGAAUUUAACGUCGUUGUUACAGCGAGACGGAUGUAAAGCGUUUUACAAUCUGUUAUCGACUUCGGGAGCCAUUGGGACGUUUUUAAGCACUGUUGACGGCGGCGUAACGGUGUUCUGUCCCAGUGCAACCGCUGUUGCGGCGUUCGCGCCAAAAUACAAGAACUUGACGGCGGAAGAGAAGACGUCGGUUUUGCUUUACCACGGCGUUCCGACCUACAAUUCUAUGGGGAUGCUGAGAUCAAGCAACGGAUUGAUGAACACGUUAGCGACGGAAGGGGCUAACAAAUACGACUUCACCGUGAAAAACGACGGCGAGGAUGUGAAGUUGAAGACGAAAGUGGUGACGGCGGCGGUCACAGGGACUGUGAUUGACGAAGAACCGGUGGCGCUCUAUAAGAUCGAUAAGGUUUUGUUGCCGAGGGAGUUAUUCAAGGGAACGGUGGAGGCGGAUGAGCCUGCACCUGCGCCCAAGGGGGCGAAGAAGAAGAAGAAGGGGGCAAAGGAAGAUGAUGAUGCGGAUUCGCCGGCGUCCGAUUCUUCAGACGAUGAUGAUUCCGAUGAUGUGGCGGAUCAGAAGGCUAGUUCCGGCGAGAGGCUGGCGUCGUCGGCAGUUAUGGCGGCGUGUCUCCUCCUUGCGUUCAUUUAAGGUUAUUUCUUAUCGUCGGUGUGACAGAGUUUAUAUGUUUAAUAUUUAAAUAUACUAUUUUUAUAUAUUUUUUUAAUAUUUUUUUCCCCAUUUUUUUGUAAUUGUUGAGUGUGUAGAUUUGAUUUCACAAUUUUAUUUUUCAUAUUUAAUGUAGAUAAAUUGGUAUUUUAUUGUUGAA